Molecule: messenger RNA, 681 nt
Organism: Ichthyophthirius multifiliis
Lineage: Eukaryota; Ciliophora; Oligohymenophorea; Hymenostomatida
Product: kelch motif family protein, putative
Exons: 4
Molecular function (GO): protein binding
Source: RefSeq, a predicted model, not a curated record
AUGGUAAUAUUCUUAUUUUAGGAGGAAAAUAAAAAUCAUCAUAUUUUAACAUCUGCUAAAAGUGGAUUUGGAGUAUUAAAUAUAGGAAAUAACUAAAUAAUAAUUAUUGGAGGUAAAGACAUUUUAGGAAUAUCAUAAACUACAGAGUUAUAUGACUAUGAUAAUUAUAAAGUUAAAAAAUUAUCAAAUAUGUGUUAAAAAAGGACUGAAUUCGGAUUUACAUUAGGAUUGGAUAAUAAGAUAUAUGUUCUAGGAGGUAUAGAAGGUAAAAAUAAAUAUUUAAAUAGUGCUGAAAGAUAUGAUAUAAAUAAUAAUAAAUGGGAAACAAUUAAUAAUAUGAAUUUCUAAAGAAGAGCACCUUAGGCAGUAAGUUUACCAGAUGGAAUAUAUGUAAUAGGUGGAUUUGAUGGAAAAAAUUAUUUAAACUCAUGUGAAAAAUAUGAUGAAAUAAGUAAUAAAUGGACAAUUAUUAGUUGCAUGAAUUAUAGUAGAUGUUGGUUUUCGGCUGUAGCUUCAAAUGAUAAUUAAUAUAUAUAUGUUUUAGGAGGAUUUAAUAAUUAAGUAUUAAAAAGCAUAGAAAGAUAUGAUAUUAUUGAAGAAAAAUGGGAUAUUUUAGAAAAUAUUAAUAAUCAAAGAUAUAUGCAUAAUUGUAUAUUUAUUAACGGUUAAUAUUUAAUUUGA